Molecule: messenger RNA, 1679 nt
Organism: Chara braunii
Lineage: Eukaryota; Viridiplantae; Streptophyta; Charophyceae; Charales; Characeae
Source: the annotation of a GenBank genome assembly
GCGACGUCGAGCCAGGCGCGGGUGGCUCUGGUCGUGGACGUGAGAGAGACAAAGAAAGCGACCGGAUUAUGUGAGGAAAAUAUGGCUGAGCAAGGAUCUCCACCCAAAGGUGAGUUACUUUAUCUUUAUUUCCUGUUUCAUUUUCUUAAUCCCAUUUGACGAUAUGAUAUGAUGUUAUGGGGAGGGGGAGAAGUACGACACGACAGAGAGGAGGAUAGAAGACGAGGAGGAGCAAGGAUGAGGAGAGGAAGAUCAGGGAAACCGAGACGAACAGUUGGAUCCGCAAGAGGGAGAGGAGGCGGCGACGGCGUCGUCGGCAGCGUAGGAGAUCAUCCCGAUGAGGAGGAGCAUGGCUAUAGCGGCGGCGUAGGAGAUCAUCACGAUGAUGACGAACAGUGCGAUGGCGGCGGCGGCGGAGGAGAUCAUCACGAUGAUGACGAACAUGGCGAUGGCGGCGGCGGAGGAGGAGAUCAUUACGAUGGGGAGGAGCAUGGCAAUCGCGGCGGCGGCGGCGGCGGCGGCGGAGGAGGAGGAGGAGGAGGAGGAGGAGGAGGAACCUUGACUAUGGAGUCGAUCGCCUUCAUGGCCAUGGGCAUGGGCAGCAGCCGUCUCGUUUCUGAGGCCGCGGCAACGUCGGUCCUCAGUUGUGCCCUUAUAACGGUUCUCUUCGUCGGCAGUCUCUAUGCAUGGUCCUUCAUGUCUGGAAAAGGCAUCACUGAAGAGCGAGACGAUCCAGCGGUCAUCAAGCGGCGAUUCAUGGGCGUCGGUUUGGCAUCCAUAGCCGCCAUACUCUUAGUCGAUCGGAAUAGAGAACGCUAUAAUGCUAUUACUACUAGACCUAGUGGAGUGAGUCGAUCCUGGGAGGAGAGAAGAGUGGGUUCUUUAGCUUAUGAUUUAGGGUUUCGAGUAGACCAUUUGUUGCAGGCCAGCCUUUUACCUGUGGCUGUCACAGCCCUUCCGUUCAGCGGCCCUCUUCUUAUGGACCUAAUGGACUGGGUUAGCGACCUGAAAUGGAAAGUCUAUAUUCAAGGUAUUCCUUUUUCGGCAGCUCUGUCGCUUGAGCGUCAACGUGUCAUCUCCGGAUUGCUGGAAAUGGCCGCUGACCUUAUAUAUUGGCGCAAUUUGGUCGUUGCACCGAUCGGAGAAGAACUUGUAUUCCGCGCUUGCAACUGUCGUCUUCUGUUGUAUGGCGGCUUUCACCCAAGUUCUGUCAUCUUCUUCUCUCCCCUUUUCUUCGGUGCAGCGCAUCUGCACCACUUUGUCAACAUCGUUUAUCGUCAGAGGCGGCCUGUUGUUCAUGGUAUAAUUACCGUUGGGGUGCAAAUGUGCUACACGACAGUGUUUGGCUGGUAUGCUGCGUUUGUCUUCCUCCAGACUGGGCACUUGAUAAGCCCUGUGCUUGUGCAUAGCUUCUGCAACUACAUGGGUUUGCCCAACGUAAUGCGGAUGGUGCAACAUCAUCAUUGCAGACUGAUUGGAAUCGUCUCGAUUGCUGGAGUCCUAGCUUUCUUGCUUGUCAUGUUUAGCAUCGUCUCUCCCAGCAGUUACUCGGGCAGAGGAGAUGGCAUUCAGCAGUGGUAGGCGAAGAGCAGGGAUUGAUUAGCAUCAUCUCUCCCACCUUGUCAUCAUCAUCCAUCUUGAUUGAACAAUCCCCUAUUCAAUCAAGCUCGUGCCACCGA